AUGGCUUCGGCAGACGAGCGGAACUCGAGGACGAUACACACGGCGGCCUGCCUGAUCAUCGGCGACGAAGUCCUGGGGGGAAAGACAACUGACACGAACUCGGCUUACAUGGCGAAGUGGUGCUUUUCUCUGGGAAUAAACUUGAAGAGAGUCGAGGUUAUUGAGGACGAUGAAGACGAGAUCGUAGAAGCGGUACGGCGAAUGAGUGACCGAUAUGAUUUCGUUGUGACAAGUGGUGGUAUAGGACCGACACAUGAUGACAUCACUUACCAAUCCAUCGCCAAGGCGUUCGGCCUAAAACUCGUACUGCACGAAGAGGCGUAUGAGCGUAUGAAAAAGCUCACGAAGCCGAGCAAGUCCCAUCCGAAUUUCAGCUGGGAUGUAGAAUCCCCAACCAAGACCGCGCGGCUUAGGAUGGUCCGUCUACCCAUCGACGAGUCGCGCGAUCUGGCAAAGCAGGCCUUAUUUACGCGCGACGAUCUCUGGGUUCCCGUUUCCGUGGUAAACGGGAACGUCCAUAUUCUCCCAGGUGUACCGAGGCUGUUUGAAAGCCUUUUGGAAGGCCUCAAACCGUUCAUAGUCGACAGGCUGGUAGAUCCCGAAGGCAAGGGCAUUUUCAGAGCUAUCAUCUCUACGCCGCUGGGGGAGAGUUCUAUCGCCGACUACCUGACCGAGCUGGCCGCUAGGGUCGCGCCAAAGGGGGUGAAAGUCGGAAGCUAUCCUCGAUGGGGGAAGAAGAAUAACACGGUCACUCUCGUCGGGAGGGAUAAGGAGUAUAUCGAGAGCCUGAUACCGGAGGUUGUGCAGAACGUUCAAGGAAAGCGAGUCUAUAGGGAGGGAGAGGAUGACGAGCCGGAAACUAUAGCCUCAUCGGUGCCUACCUAG
Molecule: messenger RNA, 885 nt
Organism: Daldinia caldariorum
Lineage: Eukaryota; Fungi; Ascomycota; Sordariomycetes; Xylariales; Hypoxylaceae
Product: Molybdopterin binding protein
Exons: 7
Coding region: 1-885 (294 amino acids)
Source: RefSeq, a predicted model, not a curated record